CCGCCCUCCCUCCCUCUCGGCCUGCCCUUUUCCCUCCCGACCACCAACACCAUGGGUCCCCUCGCCAUGUCGGUUCGUCGCGCCGCCGCUCUGGUCCUCCUGGCUGUCUGCCUGCUGCGCACGGCGGCCGCCCUGGAAUUCAGCGCCGGCGGGAUCUCCAUCUCCUUCGGGGAGAACACGGCCGAGCGCAAGCGCCGCGGCUGCAGCCCGGAGGCCCAGCGCGCCCGGAAUGAGCUGAUGUCCUCGCCGGCGUGCGAUGGGACCUUCGGGGCCAAUGGCUCCGGGGGCCUCGGGGCCGCCCUCAAGGCCACGGACAUGGCCCGCGCCUGCAGCAAGCCCUGCACCCUGGCCCAGUACGACACCUGGAACUGCCAGGUGGCCAGUGGCAUGAUCCCCCGGGCCACCUGCGCCGCCUACAUGACCACCCUGCGUGGCGGGUGCUCGGUGCUGGAUCACAACUCCUUCGGGGCCCAGGUCCCGACCGCCACGCAGGCGGCCCAGGCCGGCGGCGGCCCCUUCGAUUGCAAUGCCGCGGCUCCGGGUACCCGGGCCGGGCGCAACUCCGCCCUCCUGGUGGCCGGCGCCGCCAGCGUGGCCGCCCUGCUGGUGUCGCUGCUGUGAGCCCCGGCGCAUGUGUGCGCACGUCCCCCAUUCGAGAAGAAGCCCCCCUGCCCAUCAGCGCGUGUGUGUGCGGGCCUCUGUUUUUGUUCGGCUUGUAUGUUUCCCCCCUCCGCCGCGCUCGGCUCCUCACGCGGAGGGACGAGCGGGUGGCCCCUUUUGGCAGCUAUGUCUCUUUCCAAUAUGUUACCUUCGGUCC
This is a messenger RNA of Fonticula alba, 817 nucleotides long. RefSeq lists its product as hypothetical. Lineage: Eukaryota; Rotosphaerida; Fonticulaceae. The coding region runs from base 52 to 621 and encodes 189 amino acids. The record is from RefSeq and is a predicted model, not a curated record. The transcript has 2 exons.